Molecule: messenger RNA, 1970 nt
Organism: Myotis davidii
Lineage: Eukaryota; Metazoa; Chordata; Mammalia; Chiroptera; Vespertilionidae
Gene: PTK6
Product: protein tyrosine kinase 6
Exons: 8
Coding region: 34-1386 (450 amino acids)
Biological process (GO): innate immune response; cell differentiation; cell surface receptor protein tyrosine kinase signaling pathway
Cellular component (GO): extrinsic component of cytoplasmic side of plasma membrane
Molecular function (GO): non-membrane spanning protein tyrosine kinase activity; ATP binding; signaling receptor binding
Source: RefSeq, a predicted model, not a curated record
GCCAGGUGGCUGGGUCCUUCCACGUGAGACACCAUGGUGUCCCGGGGCCGGGCCCGCCUGGGCCCCCAGUACGUGGGCCUCUGGGACUUCAAGGCCCGGACAAACCAGGAGCUAAGCUUCCGGGCAGGUGACCUCUUCCACGUGGCCCGGAAGGAGGAGGAGUGGUGGUGGGCCACACUGCUGGACGCAGAGGGCGGGGCCCUGGCUGAAGGCUACGUGCCCCACAACUACCUGGCCGAGAGGGAGACGGUGGAGUCUGAGCCGUGGUUCUUUGGCUGCAUCUCCCGCUUGGAAGCCUUGCACCGACUGCAGGCAGACGGUACGGAGCCAGGGGCCUUCCUGAUCAGGGUCAGCGAGAAGCCGGGCGCCGACUAUGUCCUCUCAGUGCGGGACAGGCAGGCUGUGCGGCACUACAGGAUCUGGAGGUGUGCUGGCCGGCUGCACCUCAGCGAAGCCGUGUCCUUCCCCAGUCUGGCCCAGCUCGUGGGCCACCACCAGGCACACAGCCUGUCCAAAGGCCUGCGGCUGACUGUGCCCUGCUGGAAGCACGAGCGGGAGCCCCUGCCCCUCUGUGCCGACUGGGAGCGGCCCCGGGAGGAGUUCACGCUCUGCAGGAAGCUGGGGGCCGGCUACUUCGGGGAGGUCUUCGAGGGGCUCUGGAAAGGCCAGGUCCGCGUGGCCAUUAAGGUGAUUGCCCGAGACGACCUCCUGCACCAGCACACGUUCCAGUCGGAGAUCCAGGCCAUGAAGAAGCUUCGGCACAAGCACAUCCUGGCACUGUAUGCGGUGGCGUCCGUGGGGGACCCCGUGUACAUCGUCACAGAGCUCAUGGCAAAGGGGAGCCUGCUGGAGCUCCUGCGGGAGUCUGAUGAGAAGGCCCUGCCUGUCUUGGAGCUGGUGGACAUUGCCUCCCAGGUGGCCGAAGGCAUGUGCUACCUGGAGUCGCAGAAUUAUAUCCACCGGGACCUGGCUGCCAGGAACAUCCUCGUGGGAGAGAACAACAUCUGCAAAGUGGGGGAUUUCGGGCUGGCCAGGCUCAUCAAGGAGGACAUCUACCUUUCCCACGACCGCAAAAUCCCCUACAAGUGGACUGCCCCAGAGGCGCUCUCCCGAGGGCACUACUCCAUCAAAUCCGACGUCUGGUCCUUCGGGGUUCUCCUCCAUGAGAUUUUCAGCAGGGGCCAGACGCCCUAUCCAGGCAUGUCCAACCACGAGGCCUUCAUGAGAGUGGACUCUGGCUACCGCAUGCCCUGCCCCCCCGAGUGCCCGCCCAGUGCCCACAGGCUGAUGCUCGCAUGCUGGCACCGGAGCCCUGAGCAGAGGCCCUGCUUCCGAGCCCUGCGGGAGCAGCUCUGCGGCUUCACCAGCUACGAGAACCCAACCUGAGUGCCGAGUGCGGUCCUCCCCACCCACUGCCUGGAGGUGGCAAAAGGCACGACAGCGCCUAGAUCCAGACUGUAUGCUCGGGGCAGGAAGCUGCGCCAGCCACCAGGGCGCCCUGCCCUGGGCAGAGAUGCUCUCUGCGGCCUGGAGCCGACUGCCUCUUCUGAGACACCAGCACCAGAAACAUGCCAGGCCCUCCCACCUGCCUCGACGUGGAGCCGUGCAGGAGUGGGGAGCGGAGCUGUGCCUGGCACUGACCCAGUCCACCAGCCGUCAGGACCAGUGCUUGGCCUUCCAGCCAGUACAUGGUGGGAGCCUGGGUCCUGGCUGUGCCCUCCUUUUGCCACCUGGCCCCUGCCUGCCCCGACUCGAGGCUGGGAAGACACCCAGCACUCAAACAGGCUCUGCUGGUGGUUGGGCGCUGCCACCUACCAUCCCAGGACCAGGUGGCUGCCCCAGUCUCCCUGCCACUGUUAUCAGGAGCUGCCUCCGAAGGCUCUGGGGCCUGGUCUGGACACUAUGGCCAGAAAGAUGGGGUGGGGCACUUGCCCAUCCAGCUUUGGGACCACAGGAGAGCCUGGGUAAGC